AUGUUUUCCCCAGAUUCCACCCUGGGAAUACUCGGUAAACGGAAGCUUCUGGCAGGUGAGUUUUUCGAGGUGAUAAAUAGAAAGAAAAGGGGUCACACAACCAAGUUCACAGGUUACAAGCCAUCUGGUCCAAAUGGCAGGUGUACUACUACAGAGAAUAAUCAACCUCAAACUAGACUUGAGGAUGAAACGAUUGUUUCUGUGGAAGUGAGGGGAGUGUCACCACAUUCACAACCUAAAAGCCAGCUGAUUCAAACAGCAGAUGUACUAGUUGAGGAGACUACUCAACAAGAAAUUGCAUUAGAAGACCAAACAAUGAUUUCUGUGGAGGAUGAGCAAAUACGACCGUGUUCACAAGUUGAGGGCCAGCUGGUUCAAAUAGCAGGUGUGAAAAUGCAGGAGACCGUCAAUUUGGAACUCAUGCAGGAGACUCCCCGCCUCCAACAAUCAUUGUUUCAUCCGCUAAUGCAGUUUCUUGUUGAGUAG
Dovyalis caffra is the source of this 486-nucleotide messenger RNA. NCBI's taxonomy places the organism in Eukaryota, Viridiplantae, Streptophyta, Magnoliopsida, Malpighiales, Salicaceae. The record is from the annotation of a GenBank genome assembly.